Dissoconium aciculare CBS 342.82 is the source of this 450-nucleotide messenger RNA. RefSeq names its product NAC-domain-containing protein. The transcript has 3 exons. The coding region runs from base 1 to 450 and encodes 149 amino acids. Gene Ontology annotation, cellular component: cytosol; nascent polypeptide-associated complex. The record is from RefSeq and is a predicted model, not a curated record. NCBI's taxonomy places the organism in Eukaryota, Fungi, Ascomycota, Dothideomycetes, Mycosphaerellales, Dissoconiaceae.
AUGCAGAAUGCUGUGCGCAUCGGUAUUGGCAAGGGUACUCCUCGGAGAAAGGUCAAGAAGGUUCAUAAGAGCUCGGGUACCGACGACAAGAAGCUGCAAACAACCUUGAAGAAGAUGAACGUUCAGCCCAUCCCCGGAAUUGAGGAGGUCAACAUGUUCAAGUCUGACGGCAACGUCAUUCACUUCUCUGCACCCAAGGUUCACGCCGCUGUUCCAUCAAACACCUUCGCCAUCUACGGUAACGGUGAAGACAAAGAGCUCACCGAGCUUGUGCCCGGUAUCCUCAACCAGCUCGGUCCCGACUCGCUAGCAUCACUCCGAAAGCUCGCCGAGAGCUACCAGAGCCUCCAGAAGGGCGCCGAGGGCGACGACAAGAAGGAUGACGACGAGGACGACAUCCCGGACCUCGUCGAGGGCGAGAACUUCGAGACCAAGGCCGAUGUCGAGUAA